AUGGAUCCCAUACUCGAUGGGUUGAAUUUCGCCCAAAAAUCUGCGGUCACAUCGCCUUCACGCAUCCUCCAGGUUCUUGCCCCGCCCGGCUCCGGGAAGACCAAGACGCUGACCGCGCGCGUCGCGUAUCUCCUCUCCCAUCACGGAUAUCGCCCCCAGGAUGUCAUUUGUUGCACCUUCACCAUCAAGGCCAGUCGCGAGAUGCGAGAGCGACUGGCUCGAUUGAUCGGGGACCGGGCCCAGUCACGAUUGAUUCUAGGCACCUUUCACUCCAUUUGUCGACGGUAUCUGGUCAGUUAUGGGUAUAUGAUUGGGUUGCGGAGGGGGUUUGGGAUUGCCGAUUCGGGGGAUAGUUUGGCGAUUAUAAGAAGAAUCGUUAAACGGUUAAAGCUGAAUAUCCAACCAAACACAGCUCGAUCACGAAUAUCCCAUCAGAAAGCCCACGGGGUUGGCCCCGGACAAGUGGCGGUGAGAUACAGUGCCAAUUCGAAAGUCCUAGAGCAACGAGAGUUUGUCCAGGUGUAUCGGGAAUAUGAAACGCACCUGGCGGAGUCGAAUCUGCUUGACUACGAUGACCUGCUGCUGCGAUGUGCGGAGCUCCUCCGACGACAUCCUGAGUGCGUUUCGAAUGUUCAGGCGGUUCUGGUCGACGAAUUUCAAGACACGAAUCACAUCCAGUACGAGUUGAUGAAUCUUUUCGCGUCUCAGAAUCGACGCAUCACCGUCGUGGGCGAUCCGGACCAGAGCAUCUACGGUUUUCGGUCCGCAGAGAUCAAGAAUCUGGGGCGUAUGCAACAGCGGUACAAGGAUACCUCGGUCGUGCUUUUGGAGGAUAAUUACCGCUCGUCUGGCUCUAUUCUGAGCUCGGCCCAGGAUGUCAUCGAGCAGGACUCGUCCCGACCGGCGAAGAAGUUGCAGCCAACUCAUAGCGUAGGCACCAUGCCUGUGCUUCGCAAACUGCCCACUGCGGAGGCGGAAGCCCAGUGGAUAGUGAUGGAGAUCAAGAGGUGCAUCGCCAUGACUGGGAAGCUUCUAGAUCAUUCCGACUUUGCGAUCUUGCUCCGCUCCGCUGCUCUUUCACGGCAGAUUGAAUCGGAGAUGGGUAAACAGGGUAUGCCUUACAAAAUGGUCGGAGGGUUAAGGUUCUUCGAUCGAGUCGAGAUAAAGCUGCUUCUGGAUUAUCUGAGAGUGAUCAGCCAGCCUGGAAACACCGAUGCGCUGCUACGUAUUAUCAAUGUCCCGGCGAGGAAGAUUGGUGAAGAGACAAUUCGUUCCUUGCUAGGUAGUGCAGAGAAAGCAAACAAGUCCCUCUGGGAGUUUGUCAAGGAUGUGGCACAAGGUCGCCGGUCGACCGAAAAGCCCUUGUCGAAGCCUACGAACAAUGGUCUCUGCAUAGUGGUUGGCCUGAUUGAGUCGUCACGGCAGAAGCUUCUCGACUGCAAGGAUGGCUCAGCGCCCAGGAAACUUCUCGACUACGUAAUAAAGAAGCUUUCCUUUCGAGAAUAUCUUACGGCGACCUACGGGGCGAACGAGGAGAAUCGGUGGGCUAAUGUGGAGGAGCUUUUGAGCCAAGCCGAUGACACAGUGGGAUCCAAGGAUGACGUAGAGCCGGACGACAGUCUCCCAGAAAUCCAGGGUCUUUCACAACAGCAAGCUCACCCGGGCGAAGAAGCGCUGUCUCGGUUUCUGGCGAAUGUGGCAUUAUCCACGGAGGUGCUGCAGCAGGAGGGAGCAGAGGACGGGAAGCAGCCACAAAGGAAGGUCACGAUUUCCACCAUACAUGCAGCAAAGGGUCUUGAAUGGCCCGUGGUAUUUGUUCCCGCCGUGUACAACGGCAUCAUCCCUCACUCUCGCGCAGAAAAUAGUGACGAAGAAAGGCGACUGCUUUACGUGGCCAUGACCAGAGCGCAGGCAUUGUUGUACUUGAGCUAUCCUCUCCAGCAAUCGCGCGGUGGCGAAGCGACGGGUGUGUCGCAGUUCCUUCCUGAGGCAAUCACAAGCACGCGUUUUCGACGCGUUGGGCCUAAUUUGCCGGAGGCAACGGUCUAUGGGAUUGCGGAUAUUCUACGUCGACCCAGGCCAUCCGCCAAGGCCAUGAUUGAGAGUCAAUUUUCGCUGCCUUCCACAUACGAUGACCGGUGGACGGCGGAAGGCACGGAGCCACCCGAUGCUGUAUUCAGGUGGGAUGGCUCUCGAGCAAUGGCGGCAGAACAGGAGCCUUGCGUCAAACGACGACGAUGUGACCAAGCCAUAAUCUCAGCCACAACCACGUACAUGUCGUCAUCGGCGUACACUAUUGGGGGUUCGAAAUAUGGCACGCCUACUACCAUGUCGCUGCUCGGCUUCUCGACUGCUCGCCAGUAUAUCGCGUCCAACUCAGCGGCUCAGCUGGAUCAUACGCCAUCGUCCAGGUUCGACAGCAACAGCAAGCCCAAGUCCCAAGGCACGGGGACAGUGGGCCGCCAAUCCGACGGGUUCUCGCAGAAGAGUAUCUCGCCUUUCUUCGGCCACCAGUCUUCCUCGUCCCUCGGUACUAACGCAGCCCAACCCAAAGCUAGCGAGUCAUCGGCAUCGACUGACCGCCAGCAAAGCCAAGGCAGCCGAAGAAGCGCUCCGGGGCACGCAGGCCAUGCUCCAGGGACCAAUCCAAGUUUCAAGAGCGUGAUCCCCCGCGAAUACUCGAUACAUCAACCGCAAGUGCAGCGACUGCAACCGGCGCGGCCAGUUCUCGAACCAUCGGACCCCAGCUGCUACACGUGGCUGGCGGCAUCGUCUAAGCCCGCGGAGAAACCAAUGUUGCGCGGCGGUCAAGAGGGCAGAGAAAUGUCCGACCAGGGCCAGACAAGGGGAGGGUGGGGGGUGAGCGAGGUUAAUAAGACAGAAGAGCCGGUCAACGCGGUGCGACCAGUGACCACGUAUCACACGACCACGAUGUCGAUGGUGCAGGGAGCGACAGGGCCACCAACGCGACGAACGUUGGGGAUUCGUCGCAGCAUGAAUGGGUGGGAGGAGAGGAUGAAGAGGGCGAGCAAUGGGCAGUCGCGGUGA
Molecule: messenger RNA, 3048 nt
Organism: Aspergillus tanneri
Lineage: Eukaryota; Fungi; Ascomycota; Eurotiomycetes; Eurotiales; Aspergillaceae
Product: ATP-dependent helicase
Exons: 2
Coding region: 1-3048 (1015 amino acids)
Biological process (GO): recombinational repair
Cellular component (GO): nucleus
Molecular function (GO): hydrolase activity; DNA binding; ATP binding
Source: RefSeq, a predicted model, not a curated record